This is a messenger RNA of Hemibagrus wyckioides, 2767 nucleotides long. Its product is annotated as carbohydrate sulfotransferase 1-like. NCBI's taxonomy places the organism in Eukaryota, Metazoa, Chordata, Actinopteri, Siluriformes, Bagridae. Bases 363 to 1616 code for a protein of 417 amino acids. Gene Ontology annotation, biological process: keratan sulfate proteoglycan metabolic process; N-acetylglucosamine metabolic process. Gene Ontology annotation, molecular function: keratan sulfotransferase activity; N-acetylglucosamine 6-O-sulfotransferase activity. The transcript has 5 exons. The record is from RefSeq and is a predicted model, not a curated record.
GCAAAGCAAGCGAUACUUGAGGCAAAAAUGACAGUACAAUAGCAGGAGAACCUUGAAGGACUGAACUAGCAGGCAAAGAAAUCUGCGAAGAAGAUAUCUACCUUGGUGCUGUCUGGGUGUGGUCUUGAUGGUAAAAGAAGGGCUGAAAGUCAAAAGUUUGGGAGUUCUAUAUCUUUUAAAAAAGCACAGCACAACUGACUGGAUAAAACAUGGUCUAAACUAGCCAAACUGAUAGACUGACUUCUCUAGCUGAGGCUUUGCAGGCUGAAACACCUUGAUGAGAUAGCUCAGUGAAGAAUGACGGGACUGAGAAGUCUGACAGGAAUAUCUACAAGUAGAAAAUUGAAAGACAGCAGAAGACCAUGAAGUGCUCAUGGAAAUUAGUGUUCCUGCUGGUAUGUAUUUGUCUGGCAGUGCAGUACACAGCCAUCCGCUCCAUCCACGAUUGUGUCCCUGGACCAUAUCACUUCUCCAGUCUAUGGCAGCAAGGCUCUGGGAAAGAUCACAGCUUGAAAUCCUUCUACAACAACAACUCUGUAUCCAGUAACAUUACCAUUGUCCCUGCCCGAAAGCACAUCCUUCUUUUUACCCAAACCCGCAGUGGCUCCUCCUUUGCUGGUCAGCUGUUUAACCAACACCCAGAUAUCUUUUAUAUGUUUGAGCCGCUUUACCAUGUCCAGCAAACCCUCUACAACUACAAAAAUCAUCUUGGUAAGCCCUUUAAUAGAGUUGUGCAAGUGGUCAACAGGGACCUCCUUUUCAACCUGUAUACCUGUGAUCUUCAUUUCCUGGAGGGCUACAUCCACCCAGAGCCUAAAAAUCACCUGACAGUUUCUCUUUUCCGUCAGAGCUCCAGUCAGGCUCUCUGCACACCACCCGUCUGCCAAAAUAGUAAAAAGGAGAUUAUGAAAGCACAGCCAGAUGAGGGCUGGUGUCAAAAAUAUUGUCGAAUCUUAAACCUCACCUUAGCUUCCAUGGCUUGCCAGUCAAGAAGCCAUGUGUCCAUCAAGACAGUGCGGAUCCCUCUGAUCAGUCACCUUCGGCUUCUAACUGAAGACCCAAGAUUGGACCUGAGGAUUGUUCACCUGGUUAGAGACCCCAGAGCAAUCAUGGCAUCACGCAUAACUACAUUCCCUGCUGAGUUCUCUGCCUGGAAGAUCUGGAAUGCAACAGGCAAGCAGCCACCUUCUAUGGACUUAACAGAGAUCACGAAAAUAUGCCAAGACAUGGAGGACUCUGUGAAUACUGGUCCGAAGAAGCCAGCCUGGCUGCAUGGACGGUAUUUACUAGUGCGCUAUGAGGAUCUAGCACUCAAUCCUGAAGCCAAAGCCAAGGAGAUCUACAGAUUCCUAGAUGUGUAUAUAGGUGAUAAAGUUCUUAAUUGGAUAUCUCAAAACACCAACGACACUUCCACCACUAAGGCAAAGUACUCCACCAAGAGAGACUCCAAAACAGCAAUAGAGAACUGGAGACUCAGUCUGAACUUUGACAUUGUUGAGACAAUGCAGAAACUGUGUAAGAAUACUUUGGACUUAUUGGGCUACAAAAUAGUACAGUCUCAGGUGGAGCUGAAGAACAUAAGCAAUAGUUUAGUGGAACCAAAAACUUUUAAUUAGUUAGUGAAGAAAAAUGUGAAGGCAAAGGUCAUUUUUUCCAACUGUCAUGUUAAAAGUGCAUAGUGAUUAAGCCUCAAUAACCAGUCUUUAAAUGUGAUUUAAACCCAUUGGUGAAGGAUUUACUGUUACAUAUAUGGACUCCUUAAUGAAUGUACAAAUUACCCUUUAAUUUCCCAUCUUUUCCUGUAAUAAUCAAUGCAUUAAAUUAGACAUAUAAUGUCUAAUAUAUAAUAAGUAAAAGAACAAAUCUCUAUAUUUGCUGCAUAUUUAACUUCACAGCUACUAUGGCUGUUCUGCUAAACACAGUGAUAAUAAUGUAAACUGGCAUGCAGUGAGUCUUGUUUUAUAUAGGUUUCUGUAAACUAUUUGUGAAGGUUAAGUCUGGGCUCCUCGUAACUUUGACACAUUACUGUUGUAAGAGGGAACACAAAACAUGGUAAAUAAACACUCAGAACAAAAUUAUGGUUAGCAAAACUGCAAAUAUAUGGUAUCAAAUGGUUGCAACAUAUGAAGUGAAGGUGACUAAUGAGCAGGCGCAAAGGGUAGUGAUGUUCAUGAUCAAGAUUGUGGAAAAUGGCUGCCCUCUGGUCGUCUGGUGAGGAAAUGUCUGGGGUAGCCAUGACCGCUGAAUUGUCCAUCUAAUAGUGGGCCAGUCGCUGUUUACACAGGGGUGAUUCUCAUGUCUUCACAUCACUUAUGUGACAGAACAGUAUUCUUAACUGCUGAUCAAAUAGCGACAGUCCAAUACAAAUUGUAUUGUGGAGUACGUACUUGGAAUACCAAGAAGGCUCUGUAGGUUCACAUUCUUCUGUAGGAUCAUAGAAAGCCAAGAUUUAACCUCUCUGGAAUUAUCUGGCCAUCAAUGUAUGUAAGAGCAUUUAUCACUAAGGCAGUUCUCACAAUUAGUAAAACCAAAUCUAGAAGCCACAGAGUUAAGUGGACUUGCCUUGAGUGUGAAUGCUGGCUGUUAUAACUUGCUCCUGGAUGUAAAUAAAUGGGUGAAUGUGUGUGUGUGAAUAAUGCCUGCAAUGAACUGGUGUCCUAUCCUGGAUGAAUUCUGUACCUGAAUUUUCUACCUACCUACAUGCCUACAUACAAACCUACCCAACUACCUCCCUAUCUGUCUGUGGCCUAUUUAGACCAACUGCCUU